UGGAGACACCCUCUCCCUCCUUGUCUGCCUGUCUGUGUCUCUGUCAGCUCUCUGUCUCUCGCGGUGGAUUUAUACCGGAAACGGCUCGGUGCCGGAGGAGGAUUUUCACGCCUGUUCGGUCUCGUUUUUUUGGAAAUAAGCUGAGCUGUAGUGGAUUAAUAUGCCUGUGUGUUGGGGCUGGACGGAGUAUCUAAUGUCUCUGAGCAGCUAUGGCCACAGAGACACAUAAACAGAGGAUUUAAUCAGGACUGGAACAAUACUUGGAGUCUGGACCUCUUCUUCUCUUCCUGGAUUCGGACAUUUCUCCCUCACUGAUCGGCUGUCCUGUGAAACUGGCGGUGAUUGGACAGCCCUGGAUUCAAGGAUGACUGAGGAGGUCCACCCCCGCCUCCUGACUUCCUGUUUACUUCCUGGAAGGCAGUGAGCACUUCCUGUACCUUCACGACUCUCACCUGACUGGCUGGAGGCUUCACCUUGCUGUCACCACAGAUUUACAGACUCUAGCACCCAUGACCUGCUGACGUCACCACACCCUUCCUCCCCUCUCUCUCUCUAUCCUACAAAAUGGCUACGAGCAGUUGGCUGUCACCGUGGUGGCAGCCGCUGCCUCCUCCUCUGCUGCUGCUGCUCCUAAUCCUCACUUCCUGUUUCCUGUCUGAGUCAGCCUUGACCACACCCUUUCCCAAAGACCUGGAGCCAAUCAACAUGGUCAGCUCAGAGCAGUCGUAUCAGUUUCCAAGUUUUCAGGGUUUGCUUCAGGACAAUGACACACUGCGUCUGGGCCUGGACUUUCAGAGGUUGCUACGCAUCAACCACAUGUUGUACAUCGCUGCCAGGGAUCAUGUGUUUGCAGUGAACCUGACGACAGCUUCGGAGGAGUUCGUACCUCAGCUGAAGCUGACGUGGCGCUCCAAAGAUGUCAGCAAGUGUACGGUCAGAGGGAAGAACAGCGACGAGUGCUACAACUAUGUCAAAGUGCUGGUGCCCAGAAACGACGAGACACUGUUCGCCUGUGGCACCAACGCCUUCAACCCCACCUGCAGAAACUACAAGAUGACGUCCUUGGAGCAGGUCGGAGAGGAGGUGGUCGGUCAGGCUCGCUGUCCCUUUGAGUCUGGUCAGUCCAACGUUGGACUGUUUGCAGGGGGAGAUUUCUAUUCAGCCACCAUGACCGACUUCCUGGCCAGCGACGCCGUCAUCUACAGAAGCCUGGGGGACGGCCGACCUGUCCUCAGGACUGUCAAGUACGACUCCAAGUGGCUCAGAGAGCCUCACUUCCUGCACGCCAUCGACUAUGGGAACUACGUCUACUUCUUCCUCAGUGAGAUUGCAGUGGAGUACACUACCCUCGGCAAGGUGGUGUUUUCUCGAGUGGCCCGGGUUUGUAAGAACGAUAACGGAGGUUCUCCCAGAGUUCUGGAGAGAUACUGGACUUCCUUCCUCAAGGCUCGUCUGAACUGUUCAGUUCCUGGAGAGUCGUUCUUCUACUUCGACAUUCUUCAGUCUCUCACCAAUGUGCUGCAAAUCAACCAGAGACCUGCUGUGGUCGGAGUCUUCACCACUCAGGCCAACAGUAUCCCCGGCUCGGCAGUUUGUGCGUUCUACAUGGACGAUAUAGAGAAAGUCUUCAAUGGUAAAUUCAAGGAGCAGCGGACCAGUGACUCGUCCUGGACUCCAGUACCUGACGAGCAGGUUCCCAGACCACGGCCUGGUACGUGUGCAGGCGAUGGUCCAGCUGCAGACUACAAAUCAUCAGUUCAGUUCCCAGAUGAGACACUGACAUUUAUCAAGUCCUAUCCUCUGAUGGAUGAAGCUGUCCCCUCCGUCAACGACCGGCCCUGCUUUACCAGGACCUCCAGCAGAUCCAAACUGACUCAGAUUGUGGUGGAUGUGUCGGCGGGACCCUACAAGGACCGGACAGUGAUGUUCCUGGGCUCAGACGAUGGCAGAGUCCUGAAGGUUUUGGCCAGCACACAUCCCAACGACAGCUUCGGAUCCAAACUGCUGGAGGACAUCGACAUCUACAACCCAUCUAAGUGUAAUGUUCAAGGUCAGGAGGACAGGAGGGUUCUGGGACUGGAGCUAGAUAAGGACCAUCAUGCCUUGUUUGUUGCUUUCACCAGCUGUGUGAUCAGAGUGCCGCUCAGCCGCUGCACCCAACAUGGAGCCUGUAAAAAAGCAUGCCUGGCCUCUCGUGACCCAUACUGCAUCUGGCUGCGGACCGGGAGUUGUGCCAACAUGGCACCAGGUUUCAAGGCUGGGUUUGAACAGGAUAUCGAGGGCGACCACUCGUUUCACCCAGACAGCUGCCAUGCCGAUGUGUUGGCAACCACACGGAAUCAGGAGUCUGCAGCCGACUCGGCCUACGGUGUUCGUCGUCUUCCUGAGAUGGACCAGCGUGCAAGUGCUAAUGUCCACUACACCCUGCUGAUUGCCUGUGUGCUGGUGGCCUUCUUCCUGGGUGCUAUCUUGUCAGGUUUCCUGGUGUCAUGUUACUGCAGCCGCAGCGCUGCUCAGCGGGCGAGGAGGCUGGGAAAAGACCCUGAGGCGUCGCUGCCACAUGCCUUAUCCCUGCGAUCCCUGGCCAAGCUCAACGGACUGUUGGAUGGACAGCCGAAGGACGACAAACUGGACGUGUCCACCCCAAAGAUGUACAGCUCCUUCAUUCCCAACAGUCGGGCGGAGCCUCAUCUCCACACCCCUGGACAUCAGGGCCUGCCGCUGGGAGACCCCGACCUCAGCCUUUCCCAGUCUCUAUCUCAGGGUGAUGGAGAGCUGUCCGGCCUGCCCACACCCGACUCCACCCCGGAGCUGCCCAUCAAGAACAUGAAGGCCUUAAGGCACCAUCAGUAUGAGAAGAACCAGAAUUGCAACAAUGCCAAGGACAGCAACCCCAUAUCUGGGCCCAGCUGCUCCGGAUCCAGUCUGGGUUUCAUGGCCGUUGUCGGGAACUCUUUGAACCAGCAGAUGUUUCCCUUCUCUCAUCACCACAGCAACAGUUUAGGCAACGGAGCAGCCUAUGGAGCGGGCGCCUCUUCGACUUCACUGCACCUCCCUGAGGAGAGGAAGAUCUUGAAUGAUGAGCGAGCAGCAGCAGCAGGAGGUGGAGGAGGUGGGGGAGUCCCCCAUCACCACCACUCCCAGCAGUCCCUCCCCGCGACAGUGGUGGAUGUGUCGGCACUGGAUGAACUGCUCAGACACAUCCAUGAGGUCAGCGCAUCGGGCACUGGAGGCAUCAAGGUCCUCACUUCCACCUCCUCGUCCUCCCUGUUCCAUGGGGCGUCCUCGUCCUCCUCUGGAGGACAUCAUCAUAAUCAUCACCAUCAUCAUCGUUCUAAUAAUCACCACGGCCACACCCGCACCCAUCACUACAACCACGGCCAUCACCAUAGCAACCACCAAAACAAUAACAGCAGCAGCGGCGGCAGUCACCAUCAACAGCAGCAGAUCCCUGAGACAGAAUCAGGUCCGUAUUACAGCACCUCCACACUGCCAAGGGACGGCCUCCCCAAACGCCUGGACGCUCCAACUCAAAACUCGACCUCAUCCUCCGCCACCUCCUCUUCUUCCUCCUCUUCAUCCUCCAACAACCCAACCUCCUCCACCUCCAUUCCCUCUUCUUCCUCUUCUUCCUCCUCAACUCCGCUCCAGCAGCAGGUGAUUCUAGAGAGACCUGGAGGAAGCAGCGUCUCGGUGGCACGCCACCAUUCCCAGCGCCACUCGCUCAUCAAGAUGGGCAGCGGGGGCGGCGCAGUGCCCCGCCACCACAGCUUUAACCAACGGGGGCCACAGCACGCACACAUUCUAGCCAGAAUGAACACGAACAGCAGCAGCAACGGCCCCCCGUGCACCAGAGCAGCAGCUAAUGUGAGCACCGAUACCAAUGGCGAGAGCCAGCGGCCUUCCAUUGCCAGCGCCUGCCUGACAAGGCAGCACAGUUACAGCGAAGGGCCACACGUGCAGCGGGCAGCAAUUGUCCGGAGAACGGCGUCGCUCAAACCCCAAGUUCCGCCAAAACCUCUGUUCCUUCCAAACACGGCGACGUCACCGGUAGCAGAGGCAGGAAAAUACAACUACUGAGACUGAGGGAGGAAGUGGCACCAUUCUAACAUGGCUGCUACAGUCUUCGCAGAGCAAAGCACUCCGACAUGUCUGCAGGCCCUGUGAGAAAAGACAAAAUGAGAGCAUUGAUGGGACGAAGAGACACAAAAGAGACUUCAGAGCUGUUUGUUCCCAUCACUACUCAUUAUAACCCUUCAGUUGUGAUUCCUUUCCUGCUGAGAGGACGCCGCCUGUCGCCCUAUCUGAGUCAGAACCGCUGCAUUGUAGCCCUAAACAGAGCCACAGAGACACUCUGAUCUACAAAUAAACAAGAUCUCUGACUCAUCUCUCUGGGCAGGCGGGGCCGCUCGCUUGUGGCGACUUUCCCCUCACGACAGACUGCAGAUCAAAACCAGCUCAGACGAGUCUAAGAAACAUUCCAAAAGCAGGGUGAAGGAUGUUAAUGAUUCAAAAGGAGUCCCCAAGGCUUGAGGUGGCCUGAAAAAAUUCUUGAUUAAUGCAGUUUCCUUAUGAGCGCUUUGAUCUAAUGUCCCCAGUUGUUGCACCUUGGCACAAGGCCUGGAUUUAAUUUGCAAAGAUUGGAGGAAAAGAAAAAAAAAAAAAAAGCAGAAAAUUGGACUGCAGCAAACCCCACAUGAACUGUCCAGGACCCCUGGGAGUGUUGGACAUUGCUCCAGGACGAUGAGAUUUCUUUCCACAGGAGAAAUCCAACAGAAAUGCCCAGAGGGUUGCUCCUGUUUUUUGGAAGUCUGUUUGUCCCUCUGAAUCUGGUCCGGAUAAUAAAAAUUGACAGAAGGGUUCUCUCUCUGCUCUGUGAUAAAAACUCCAAAAGGAGAAAGAAAGAAAAACUGUUGUGAAGGUUUUGUUAUCACGUCCGACGCUUCAAGAUGAUGGGAUGUUCAGGAGAUGGAGAUUUUUGUACACCAACACAUCAGCAACACUUUGAGGAAUGUGAGGAGACAAAGAGAGAUUUGCUUCAUGAGCUGCUGUACGAAAUGUCAAAAUCCAGCAGACACAGAGAUCCAGAUCAGAGCAGCCGUCACUGACAGUACACACAAAACACAUGAAUGUCCUCUUUUGUACCAUAUUGGUAUCUGAACCACAAACAAAGCAUUAAUCGAACUGUGUUUUCCACGGAGCCCAGCAGGUGAACGAGGGAGGAUUUCUGAUAAAUCAGUCCUUCCAGUUAAAAAUUCACACACUCAGUACACUUAAUACUCCUUCACUUUAGUAAUUUGUGUGUUCAAAUUACUGAAUUGAUUUCCUUGAAUUAAUAACUGCUCUCAAAAGACUUAAUUUGCCCUCUCCCCUCUCUUUUGCAUCUGGCUUUAUCUACGAAGAGCUCCACGAGCUCUGAGCUGAGUUUUUAUUAACCGCAGGAUCAGUAAAAUGUUUAAAUAGAAGUCAAAGAUCAAAUCAAACUGUAUUUAAUCAAAGAGGCCAACUGUUCAUUUCAGGGUAUCAAUUAAGUGAUGUGACAGAGCUGUUUAUCAAAAGUUUUCUCAUCACCUGCUGAGUUGGUUUUGACGGGACACUUACAGUCUGCAGCGGAACAACAGGUGAACCUGCCUGAGCAGCAGAAACAGCUCACAGAAUGAAACGUAUACCAGCAUUUGGCCUUUUUACUAAAAUGUCAGUUCACUUAAACUUAAAAAAGACAGUUUCUCUCUUACCUCUGGUGCAGCUGUUCCCAAAGUGGGUGUCGUGGCCCCCCUCAGGUGUUGACAGGAUGGAACAAGCGUUGUUCAUUUCCAUCGUUUUCACUGUACAUUUAUCAUCAGAGACAUUUAUUAACUUUCUGUCAAAAAAGAAAAGAAGCAAUAAACAUCAAAAGUUACUGUAGUAGCAAGACAAAGAGUCAAAUGACCUGCAUGACAACCUGCAGUAUACAUAGUUAUAUGUUUCACUUUCAAGUAACAUCAGUGUCAGUAAAAGAAAUUUUAAAGACAGAUAACCCUUGUUUUAGUUGAGUUUCCGGUGUGUGUUGACUGCAAGGUCAGUGAGGACGGGUGGGAACUGCUGCUCUCAUGAUAUGUAGCCAUGCAGAUAGUUCUGGAUUUGAGUUGUAUGUGUCUCAGAUUCAGUGGAGGUUAAUGAGUUUGUGACAGCCCAGAAAAUGUCCCAGUUACCCUGAAUCAUCCACAGACCACAGUAGAGACAGUUUUUAGACAGACUGUUUUUUCAUUAGAAAGUAGUCUGAAUCAGAGGUCGUCAUGAGUCCAAAGUGAUGGACCUGAACCCUGAUGGACAGGAAAAAUUUGUUCUGAGAUUCGACUGGAUGGGGUAAUUUCAUAAGAAUAUAUUAAUUCAACCUGUUUUUGUCUGAGAUAUUAGAGCGCUGACUCAGUGCAUGUCUGACAGGGGAAAGUUUAUUUUUUUAUUAUUUAUUUUGUUGUUGUGAUGUGACAAAGUAUCCUCAUACAACGAUUCCUAUGAUUCAUUCACUGUCCAUAACCACUUAUGCAGCUGACACUGGGACCCUGGACAAGUCGCCAGACUAUUACAGGGUUGACACAUUCACAUUCACACCUUUGAACAAUUUAGAGUCAGAAAUUAACCUGACAUGCAUGUGCAUGUCUCUGGACCCACACUGACAUGGGGAGAACAUGCAAACUCUACACAGAGGGGCUCCCCUACCCUGGGUUCAAAUCAGGAACCCUCUUGCUGUGAGGUGACUAUACUAACCACUGCACAACCGUGCAAGGAUUCCUAUGAUAUCCAACAAAAAAUGCACACUAGAGAUGCCAAUAUCUGAUUUGCUAUUAUGUAACAACUCAUUUGACCGAUAACCAAUACUGAUAUUGAUAUAUCCAAUUUUUGUUAUUGUUUGUUGUCAUUUUAGAUCAUCAAGUCUCUUCAGUUGUGGAAUUAACAUAAUAAUUCCAUCUAAUUGUAGGACUGCAUCCCUAAUGCACGCACAAGAGUUUGUAUGAUAUCCUACAAAUUAGCACCCCAAGAAUGAUGUCAUGUCCUUAACUGAAAGUCACAUAAUUAACAUAAAGUUAGAUGAUGUUAGAUGUUAGAUCAGGUUUAGGAAAAGAAACAUGGUAACAACAUACUUUAAAAUGACUCAAAGUUCACAUGGCACGGAACAGCCGUCUCCUGGGGAACAUCAUGGGUUUUGUGACCCAUCCACCACCCCAACCUGCCUCCUUAUUGGACUCGCUCAGGACUGUUUCAACUUUACUCCUGCCAUCGCAUUGGUCAUAUGAUCGCAACCUUUCAAAAUACCUGCAUUACUUUUUGUAGGAAAACGUAUGAACAGUGCAUGAGAAAAGCAUGGAUGUGAGCUGCUGUGAUACUUGCCAGUUUCUGAUAGUUCUACACAGCUCAGAUCCCUCAUCAUAUCAACAUGAUACACUUCGUUAACUCGGCUGAUUCUCCACAAUCCAAUAGCUUUGUUCAAUUCACAGAAACCAUGAGCACCAAAGUAAAAUUACUCAGAUUUACUGGCACGGUAAACAAGAGAGACAGAAAUGAGUUGAUUAUUUGUAUUCCUUUAGUUCACAAGGUUCCAACAAUGAAAAGAAUCAAAACGUUUCCUCAUAAUAUUUGUUGAAGCUGUGAAUAUUGUCCAGCUCACUCUCUCUCUCUCUCUUUCCUCUGCUCCACCUCAAACUCGCUGGCACUGCUGCUUGUUUUUUUUCACUUUACCUUUACUUUUGUAAUCUGAUCCUAAAUCAGUCCCUCGAGGAUGUUGCAGCCGCAACAUUGCAAUGCAAAUUCAGCCAAUCCUAGUGAAUUCUGCAUGAUCUUGCAAUUUUGUCCAAACCUCGCAACUUUACAGCAAAUAUGACUGUAUUUACCAAAAUCUCAUUUCAUUGUAGAGCUGCGUGCAACACUGUGAGGGAAACACUGAAUGCUCAUAAUGAUAGGCUCCAAAUUCAGAAACAGCAUCUCCAAACAGCAUUACAUUUUCAUUUGCUCCCCCACUUUACAAUAAUACGCAAAACAGCAGGGCUGCCCCUGACUAAGAAUAUUCCUAGUCGAACAAUGGUCGUCAUUUAGGGCCAUUAAUUGACUAGUUGCCAGCAUGUUUACAAUGUUAAUUUAAUUAUUAAAUUAUAUAUUUCAGUGAUUUGAGUUGAAGGUGUGAGAGAGAAAAGUAUCAGUAACAUUGUCAACAUUGUGAAAUACAAAACCGUACGAAUGGACCUUCACAGGCCUACAUUUUAUCUACAAGUGCACAUCACACACUGAGCGAGCCACCGGUUAAUUAUGCUGUCGGCAAAGCGUUAAUGGUUGUGCUAAGUGGCUAAUGGGCAUGCAGCUGCUUACACGUUUCAGAUGAUAUGUCAUGUUUGUAGUCGACGAAUGAAGAUGGGUUUACAUAUCACCAUGGAUUCAUCCUUUACCUUCUCAAAAUGAUCCCACACUUUGGAUUUGCUGUCCGAUAUGUUAUUAACUAGCCUGUGUAAUAACCACAGGUACCAGCCCUGGAAAUUAGGGGCCGUACACAUGCCACGCCUUUAACUGCCUGGAAACGCAAGGUUGGGCUCUGAGCGCUACUCUUGUGCCCUUUUUUGUGCCAGCUUUCAAGAGUGCAGCGACAGGUUGCAUCUGAGGUUGCUAAGUUAUGUUAACAAGCACCGUAUAGCCUAUUUACCUGAAAUCCUGAGUGCAGAGCUGAUCUUCUUCCAGGCGCUGUUUAUAAGUGUGUAGGCCUAUCAACUGUGGGACAGAUGUUAAGCUCUGGGUAGCCCUGCACUAAAAUCAUCAACUUUUCUGUUUAUCAGACUGAAUAUUUACAGAAGAAAGGAAAGAUAUCUGUCAGCUGUAAUUGGUUUGUAACGUGACUUCUGUGAUUGCUGAGCGUGGCCUCUUCCCAUGUCUGUCCUCUCAAAUUUAAUUCCUACAUGGUCCAGUCAUAUACUGUAGGUUUUGACUUAUAUUGACAAGGUACCGCUCCUAAUAGAGUUUCAGGUUGUUUUUUUGUUGUUGUUGUUUCUGAGACUAAGCAACCAAUGAAAUCUUGCCAACUAAUGACCUUUGUGGUCGACUAACAUUUGGUCGACUGUUACGGGGCAGCCCUACAAAACAUCACAACAUGCACUGCAAUUUUUUUUCUGAAAACCUGCCAUGAAAUCAGACAUUUCGGACUCUAGUUUCGCAGACCAGGCGAGGCGGGGGCGCAGCGCACCUGCGCUUCGCCAACUGGGUGUGGCCUGGCGGAUUUUGCAAGUUUGGCACACCGUGCGCCUGGCGCAGCUACUCCUCUAUCCCACCUCCGUCCCUCCUACCUGCGCAAGUCGGAAAGAGGGCGUGGAGUGGGUUUUACACAGCCGAUUCACAUCACACCAAUCAAAUGAGCCCCUCUCCUCACCCUUAAAUGCACUGCGCGAAGGCAUAAUGAGAGUUUACUCAAUUCGCCAUGGCAGAAGAGAGCAGCAGCGUCAGACGGCCAAACUUCUCCCAGGAGGAAACUGAUGUUUUGGUCCGGGAGGUCCAAGCUCGCAGUGUCCGAAUAUACGGAACUGCGAGCAGACCUCCAUGGGCUGAUGAUGCAAAGGUAGCCUGGGAGGAGGUCACCACAAUUGCAAAUCAAUGUUGCGUUUCUCUUGUGCGUGCGCGCUCUCUCUUUCUCUCUCGCAGUCUCACUCUGUUUCUUUUCUUUUGACUUUUCUAAGAUGACAGAUGCUGAAUAUAUACUCCCUAUCUGAUGAUGUGGCUGUUUGUGGUUGGCUGAGAGGGAUGUGAACUCAUUAGUUUGCAGCUGUGUUAACCAAAUCAGGUUGGGUUUCCAUUACGUGUGCCAAACGUGCCAAAUGGUGCCAAACCCCUUUGAUCUGACAUCAGAUGUGACGGGACAGUCGAUAUAGAGAUACAUUUAUGUGCUGAUUGCACAUAGUUGCAUUGAAUAAUGUUUUUUUGGGUAUUUAUUGCAUUGUUAAUGUGCCUGACAUUCUGGAAACCUGCCUGUGAGGUUUUGGUGACAUGUGCGCACUGUCUGCCGGUCAGCCAAACUUCGGCUUACACUGGCUGCGCUCCCCCUGCGCUGACAGUAGACGUGGUUUCAGUUGGCGAGCUUUUACCGCACCUUCGGCGAAGCCGUUUGGCAUGAAACUGUCACUGUGCCAAGCUGGAUCUGUCGACACCUCCUCCUGCUGCGCCGCCACACCCAUCUCAGCGCACCUCGGUCUGCCAAACUACCAAACUGAGCGCGCCUCAGGUUGCGCUGCUCGAAACUAGCUCUGCGCGGGGUUCGCCACCCUGCGCCACCCUGUGCCGCGCUGGGAAACUAGAGCCCUUCCAAGUUGCAACAAUCCCAAAAAAUCCUGGAGGGAAUUAGACUAAUCAUCAUUAUGUGUUUCUCCGGUGAUCAGCGGUGAUCACGGGUCUCACACCCAAAGUAAUACAAUGGGACCGGACCCAGAACCGACUGACCAUAACAAAACAUGGACCUGAACCUGUACGGGUCCUACAUCAGGUCUUGUGAGGACUAUUAGUCUGAGUGAAAACUGUUGACAGUGUGUCUCUGUCUCUCAAACCCUGCAGACACAGAAAACCAAACCUAUCUGCAUGGAUAGAUCUCACAGGUUUUACUUUUGUGGUCAUUUGGGUGAACUUUGCUCCACAUUCAUUCACUUUUGCAGGCUUUUUAGUUUGACCUUAGUCUGUGGGAGUGUUUCCUUAUAGACGAUCUAAAAAUACCCGACUGUGAGGAGAAUCUGCUGUUUCCUGUUUCACGUUUACCUCCCAGUGUUUGUCAGUUUUGUAUUCUUUGGCUGUUUCUUCAGUUUGAGCACUCAGCCUGAAACAGGCAAACAACAAACCAAACAAGUGCAGCGGUCUAACACACAGGGAAAUUUUGAGGCAGUGCAGGUGAGCAACGCUGCCGGCAACAACAAUAACAGAACACCUGUAAAUAAAGCAAUGAGCUGCAUGAACUGAAGUGAUGAGGGUGACCUCAAAAACAGCUGACAGAGUUAACCUCCUGUGGUGCUUAAACAUGUUGCUGUGCAGGUUCGAUAAAGUUUGGAAAAUGAAUGUGGUCAUUCUUAAAUUCAUUAAGUUUUGACUGCAAGAGGAGGUCUGAGGAGUUUAACUGUAGAAACACCCCAUCCUGAAACUGGGACUUAGACUCGCUGUCCUGAAUCUAUGAAGAACCUGCUGGUGCUUCUGCAUGUUUUAGCCCUUUAGGUGCACUUUAUAUUACUGCUGACCAUAUUCCAAAACAUGUGAUUGUAUACCAGGUUCCUGGCCAGUUUUCUCAUCACUCACUUCUAUCUGAAGUCUGGCUCCCACUAAAAGAUUUUACAAAUCUUAACAGAUGUUGAAAAUGUGAGAGACCCCACACAUAACAACAUGGAAUGAUACAUUUAAUACUUUUAUUGCUUUAUUGUGUAGAGAGCAACAAUUUGGCCCAAACAGCACAAACCACACUAACAGAUUCCAUUCAUCAACAACCAAUUUUUUUUUACAGAAGAUUUAUAAAGAGGAUAUGUAGAAAUAGUCAUGCAGCUGGUGUGAAUAUGGACUGUACAUGUUAGAGUGCAAGCUGGAUAUGAAUAAAGUCAGAGUUGAAUUCCUUUUGAUUUUGCAUCAAAAUCCUCUAAAACCUGCAGGACUGCCAGUGUCAGGAUUUUGGAUUGUAAAUAUUGACAGCCUGUUCUCACUUCCAACUCGUCAAAUACCGCUGCUGUGUCAGUGGCACCAAUGCACAGAGGUACUCUUUAUUAUUGUUGGGGUCGCGGGGGGCUGGAGCCUAUCCCAGCUGACACUGAGCAAGAGGCGGGGUUCACCCUGGACAGGUCGCCAGACCUGAAGCUUAGUUUCAAGUCUAUACCACCUUCCUAUUAAAAGUUAUUUGCGAACAUACCUUCCCGGGCAGGGCUAACACACAGAUACAGACAACCAUUCACGCCCACAUUCACACCUACGGGCAAUUUAGAAUCACCAAUUAACCUGCCUGACUUUAGACUGUGGGAGGAACGGGGGGAACAUGCAAAUACAGAAGGGUUCCCCCACCACAUGUUCAAGCCCCCCAUCCUGGAUUCAAACCAGGAAGAUGACAACCACUGUCCCAUCGUGCCGCCCUGUACUCUUCAUGGUGGAAUGAAAUGCACCAGGCGGCGGCUGAUACAAAGAGCGACAAAAUCCAUAUAGGGCAGGUGAGAGCAGACUUGGAUGGGUCAAACGAACUCCGGGCUUUCACUGAGGCUCCCAGGAAUGCUGCUUAGUCUUGCAGACAAUUUAUUCCUGCGGUCACUCGUGAUAUUGCAGAAAAAAUAAAUAAAUCCCCUGUGGCCCAAAAAGCAUUUUUCCCAUAGAAAGUCAUUAUUAAAGAGACAUCUGUAAAACUGCUGACAGGACACCUCCAACUCAGUUAUGACUCUUACCAUUCUAAAUUUUUGAUCCAUGGUGGUUUUAUAUUUGUUAAACUUUCCUCAAGCAGAGAAAAGCAAUUUAAAAAUCUGUGAUGUCAUCACAAUGUAAAGUCUAUGAGCCGAGCAGGAAUUCAUGGGUGGGGACAGUGGGAGUAACACUACUCCAGUAAAUCCAGAAACUAGAAACUUUUGGGCUGUAUACACUAGGCAAGCAAUUCCACAGGACUUAAUAUGUGCCAUUUUGUCAUCUAGUAUUUAGGUAUUAUUGUAAAUCUCUAGGGAGCCCACUGUUCAUUUCUUGAGUGAAAUCAAAAGUCAGUGUUAUUUUAAUAAUGUAGUGUGCUAGUUUGUGAAGCAUACUAUGCUAUUGAUGUGUGUCACAUAACACUACAUGAUAUUAGAAUAAAGUAAAUAAGUACAGUUGUAAAGAAGGGACUUUUGUCGGGUUGAUGAUAUAGCGCCAUCUCUGUGUAAAACAGCUCUAUUUUGAAGAUUUGGGAUGAGAACAUGUUAAUAUUACACAUUUAAUAUGUGUGGACUUCCAGGCAGAUCAGGGGAUGUUAAAAAAUACUCUUAAACAAUAGGCAAGAUGAUCGUUAGAAUAAUCAGAAAAAUCAAGGCUUUGCUGAAGAUUAUUCAGCGGGGGUAUUGGCUUAAAAUUGGCUUCAUUAUGUUGUAGCUACAUGGCAUUAGAAUCAAAAAUGCACAUUUUCAUGUUGGUUUUAACAAAGCUGAAAGUGUCCAACGUCUGAAAGGAAGGUAAUCAACUUAAAAACUGUUGGUCUGCAGUGAUGUGAAGAAAAAAUAUUAAUUCAAGAUCCACUUACUAAAUCUUUAGCCUGAUCUCUUCCUGAGACAUGUUGUUAUGAUACUUUUCCACACACACCCAUGCAGGAGAGUCUCACUACACAUAAAAAACGGUGCCACAUUAUGUCACAUGUACACAUAAUGUCUAAAAGCAGAAGGCUUGGCUGGUGUAAGUCAUGGGAAAUUGACAUUGCACGUUCUUCGAUAAGACAAUUUGGCAGCCCCGAGAUGACACAAAUUAAGGCUACGUUAUGUCAGCGGCUAACUUACAUAAAAUAAAUUUGCCGUCAUCUUGUAGGGAGGGUUAUCCCCAGAAGAUUACUGUAACAAUUAAUUUCAUUACGAACAAGAAAAUUCCAUGACCGUGGGGACUCUGCUAAUGACAGGCUGUAAAACUCUGGUUCGAUCCUUUAACCAACGAGGGAAAGUCGACAGCAGCUAUCAAAGUUAAUCACAUGAACGCUGACCUCUUCAGGAAAUUAAGAAUUCUGAAAUAUUAAAACAGAUUAAAGAGUUGCAGGAAAUGAACGGGGCAGGAGAGACAAAAAACAAUGUCAGUUGGUAUCACUUAUAAGACUUUUCUGUGAGUUUUUCUGGGUCUUAUUUGGCUCCCUGCUGCCGCUAAAGCCAAUAAACAUCCCGUUUUAGUUUUAUCUGAAUGGCUCAGCCGGCCUGACGCACAAUCCCAGCACAGAUUAUGCAAUAAGGAAGCGGUGAUGGUGGAAAUGUUGUUGCAGCAGAGCAUCAGUGAAAAAUCCCUGUCUGCUGGAGAUGAGGCAAGCAGCCUCUGCACCAAAUGAUGCAACUUUGAGUCCGGCGGCACCAGACGGUCAAGGAGGGAAGGGGGGCUGGAAAGUGAAGCUCCACCCAAAUAAGCCAUGCUGUAAAAGUCGCCACUUUCACCACAGACUGAUUGUUUUGUUCAGUUUUAAUAAGAGAGGACAAAGCACCAGUUUGAUAUUGAAUUCUACUUCAUGUUAAGCGCAGACUUGUGUCACGUUUCUUAUUUGAAGAGGUUACAUCAUCCGCUUUCAUCCAACCUGAAUCUGUCGUCUGACUGAAACUGUUUGAUAGUUAUCAGAGAUUAGUGUUGUUCUGGUCACUGAGAAGACACUGCCUAAAUGAAUCAAAGUCCAAAUUAACGGGUUGUGUUCACAUGAGAAAAGCAAAUCUGAUCUUCAGCUCUUUGUGGAAGAUCUGACGGUUUCUCGAGUGUCUACAGAACGAGAGUAACGUUUGAAAAAGGUUGGAUUAUAAUGAGUCAGUACUGUCACAUAGGAGGUCACGAGUUGGAGCUCUCUGUGUAAUUCAAGGGAAUGAGCUGCAGAUACUGAGCAUCACUGCUGACCGACAUUUGAAAACCUUUUUUUUUUUUCCUGUAGAACUCAACAUGCAGAGAAUUAAAACUGGAUGCAUACUGAAUAAGUAAACACCAGGUCAUUCUUAUUUUUUUGACAUGAAACUUCCAUUUGUGUGAGUGGUUGCACAGUUCCAGGCAGUGUGCAUGUGGUCUAGUGAAGGCUUCAGCUGGUCAAAUAUGUUGUUGGAAAUGUCAAAGCUAAAAGAAAAAUAAUUCAUGGAUGCAAAAAAAUUAAUGAUUGGUUCUUGGAAAUUAAAACAUUUUUUUGCAGCUGCAUUACUGUAAAAUAAGGAUGUACCAAUUAUGAAAUUCUGGACCAAUACCAAUGGUGUUGUUUAUUUUAAUUUUGUUGUUAUUUAUGCCCCCUUGUGUCCCAAAAAAAAGAAAGUAUGGUCAUUAUAAAAAAAAGUUUUAAAGUCAUUCAGUCCUUCAUUACACUACCUUCGCUCGCGCAUAAAUUCAAUCAUACACAUUUAUGAAAAACCCUUUAAAAUAACUGCUCCAUAAGUCUUAGAAAGAACUUUACUUCAUAAUUCCCUCUCUAAAAUUUCUGUGAAAACAUUGACACAUUUCUCCUUCAAACAGCUGAAUUUAUUUAAGUUUCUUACCAUAAGCUACAUUUUACAAGAUUACAGUGAACACAUCAUGAUAACGUUAUCAUUUACCAUUGUCCAAUAUUCAUUUUUACUGAAUGGAGCGUGAAGGCAUCAUAAUGUAACACUGUGCAACUUCUGUGAGCCGUUAAGCGGGAUUUAUCUCUUUGCAGAGCCUGCACUGUAACCUAUGCCGUUGUGAGCAUUUAUACUUGUGCGGUGAUGUGUCUGUGUCACUCUGCAGUUACACCUCCAAAAGACUGGUCAGCAUUGGGAUUUUUGUAAAAUGCUGUUAAAGGGAUAGUGCACCCAAAAAUGAAAAUUCACCCAUUGUCAACUCACCCAUACGCUGAUGGAGGCUCACAGCACUUGCGGAGAUCCAAGGGGAGAGGGGGUAGCAACUCCACCUAAUGGAGGACAUAAGCGCGAUGUACAGAGAGGCAGUUAGAGCUACAGGCUACAAUGAGUUCAAAUGACAUUUUUCGAAACAACUUUUUACAUCAGGGACACGGGAUUACUGUUAAUUUAUUAUGUUGAUCUGUUGUGUACGAUAUCUAUUGCAUGUCUGUCCGUCCUGGAAGAGGGAUCCCUCCUCAGUUGCUCUUCCUGAGGUUUCUACCAUUUUUUUCCCCCCCGUUAAAGGGGGUUUUUGGGGGAGUUUUUCCUUAUCUGCUGUGAGGGUCCUAAGGACAGAGGGAUGUCAUAUGCUGUAAAGCCCUGUGAGGCAAAUUGUGAUUUGUGAUAUUGGGCUUUAUAAAUAAGAUUGAUUGAUUGAUUGAUUGAUUGAUUGAUUGAUUGAUUGGAUCACUACGGACUCAUGGAGAUAUUUUGUGGUUUCAAUUAUGUGUUUUUGGACGUUUGAAUCUGGGGCGCUGUCAGCCUCCAUUAGGUGGAGUUGUGCUACUACCCCCUUUCCCCUUGGAUCUCCGCAAGUGUUGUGAGGACUCUUAAACUUCACCUGAGCCUCCAUCAGCAUAUUUUUGGGUGCAAUAUCACUUUAAGUUCAGUUGAUUCCAAACAUACAAAAAACUCAUUAAACACACAUUAAAAACACAUUUAACAAACAUUAAACAUGGCUUAAGAGCAACAAUUUCAAACACAAGUACACAAAUUGGCUUCAGUAUAACUCACAGGAUUCACAGACAAAGCACUUGUCUAUUGCUGGACACAUUUUCAAUACAAAUACUAUAUGCUAACAUCAUAAUCACAACCCUAUAGCAUUUUACAUUGUAUAAGUUAGCCUAGCAGCGAGUGGACUUUUCCUCUACUCAUAUGAAGCCAGGGACAACAGCAACAUUUAAAUAAGUUAACAUUAAAAAAUUCAGCUCCAUUACAACUCACAAGGGUCACUGACAAAACAACUGUCUUAUACUAAACAAUUUUUUCCAAACAAAUACAACAUGGUAACAUUAUUAGCAUAAGCCUAUGGCAUUUUACAUAGUACACAUUAGCCUAGCGACAAGCGGAGAUUUCCUCUACUAAAUAUAUCUAAUAAAGCAAGGAUAAAGCACGCACAAGAUUUAAAAUGCUAUUUUGUGGGGGCUUUAUUGUCUUCACAAUUUAUUGUUUCUUAUCUGUGAAAUAUUAGUCUGAAUGGGCGGAAGUUCGCUGCAUAGAUCAGCCUCUCAUUGGGCGGAACGAGCCAUCCGCUGAAGUCCCGCCCUACCACCUCCGGAUGUGUAGCAGUUUUCAACCGUUUUCAACACAUCCUUUACUAACUUUUGCAGUGUUUGAUCUUGCGGGGAUGUAGCCAUUUUUCUGCCAUGGUUCGCGUCCUGUAGGCGAUAUUUUUGUGGGCAUGUUACACCAAAACCUGUUUCCCCCCAGGAAUAUUUUUGCAAGCACACUGUUGCUGUGGCACCGCCCAGAACGAUUGUGAUUGGUUGAAAGAAAUACAAGCCGGGCGUUUUUUUCUCCAAUCUUAAAGUGAGAGUCGGUCCAGCCAGACCUUUCUUUUCUUGAGAAAUAUAGGUUAAUGAAAGCUUCGUUUCCACUGAGGGAAAUGGUUUCAGCUUACAAAAAUAGACAGGAGGUCUGCGUCGCCGUGAUGUGUAGUUACAUUUCUGGGGAGGUGUAUGUCAGACUACGGCGUAGGGUACAGCAUCGAUUCAAUGCAGAAGCAUAAAUCCCACAUUGGUUCUGGCCACCAGCUGUUAAUAGUAAGGGUGCAUCCCCUGAUGCAUUGAGAGUGAGUUUACUCCAUCCUUUUGUCCCGAAGGCGUCCCUGGAAAGAAACCAUUUGUCCCAAACAUUUUUUGUAUUGUCCCUGGGAGGACUGGACACCGCUCUACUUUUCAGCCUUUUCAGCCAAAAGUGAUGAGAAUGUCAGCCGAUGGCAAGUGUUCAGCCAAUAAAUAGAUGCAUCCCUGCAACAUAAUGAUCAUAAUAAUGAUACUUUGAUGAAUAACAAAAAAAUCAACAGAAAGGUCAUAAGAAAAAAAAAAUACAAUAAAAAAAGUAAAAUACAAUAGAAAAGCAGCAAAUCCUCACAUUGCUUUGACUCUUCAUUUCAGAACUUUCCUUAAUUGAAGACCCAAAUACUAGGGGUUUGGACUGUUGGUUGGACAAAUAAAGCAUUUGAAUAUGUUGUCUUUUAAAAUAUUUCAGAAAUGUCUGACAUUUCAUUUUUCAGAAAUUGUCAUCCCAUAAUGGGAAAAAAACAACAGAUAAAUGGAAAACUGAAAGUAGUAAUUGGUUGUAUUUAGCUAAUUUUGUUUGAUACGUUCAACUCAUAGUGUGAUUUGGAAAGUGGUAUAUCUGGUAUCAACUGAAAUACGUUUUUUGAUGCCAACCAAAAUGUGUCUGAAAACUGUUGCAUGCCAAAAGCUGGCACAAAAGCUGAUUUUCUGAUAAAUCUGAAUCCUUUCAAUUUUUUUCAUCCUUCACUCAACUGGCCACCAACAUCAUUAGACUUUUAUAUCUGGUUGAAUUUAGGUCAUGAUGUCAGGUGACCAAAAUUCAGUGUCAGGAUGUCUAAUGCUAACGUCAACUGACAUAAAAUACUAACAGAUGACAUUGAUACUGAAAAAUGACAUUUAAAUAUUAAGAACAAAACCCAAUGUCAUAAUGUUAACGUCCACACAACAUGAAAUUCUAACAUCGUUAGACAUUUAAAAUAUUGUCAACUCGAUUUUUAUUGAAACCAAAAUUUAACGUCUGUAUGACCUAAGAAUCCAA
Epinephelus fuscoguttatus (brown-marbled grouper) is the source of this 18326-nucleotide messenger RNA. RefSeq names its product semaphorin-6D-like. The record is from RefSeq and is a predicted model, not a curated record. Lineage: Eukaryota; Metazoa; Chordata; Actinopteri; Perciformes; Serranidae. The transcript is spliced from 23 exons. Gene Ontology annotation, molecular function: semaphorin receptor binding; chemorepellent activity. Gene Ontology annotation, biological process: positive regulation of cell migration; negative chemotaxis; semaphorin-plexin signaling pathway. The coding region runs from base 565 to 4080 and encodes 1171 amino acids.